AUGAUCCGCAUCAUUUCUGAUGUGUUUUUUGCAUGGACUACUAAAGUGGCGGCAAAAUUCAACAUCCCUCCUAGAAUCAUUUUCCACCCGGCUGCUGGGUUCUUUCCGAAAUGUGUAGCUGAGAUGAUAUCACUCUAUGAGCCCGAGAAAAGCGUUUCAUCUGAUUCAGAACCGUUUAUUGUCCCAUCACGCUUACUGAAAAGGAGUUGCCUCCUAAAUUUGAUCAAGUUUCUGGAUUGGCCCGGAAGUUGCAGAGUACGUGAAGCAGAGGAAGCCGAGUAUGUUCGCCAUUAACGUGAAGUAGUAAAGAGAAAAGCAUGGCAUAUUGGGAUGGUUUCAUUAUGUUGCAAAAACACCCAAAGGGGAGGGAAGUCAGACUUCGAUGAAGACGAAAUUACUAAAUGGUUGGAUUCGAAAUCACCUAAUUCCGUUGUUUACAUAAGUUUUGGAACAUUGGUAAAAGUUGCGAGUCCCCAAACUUAUGAGAUUGCAACCGGCCUCGAAGCAAGCGAGCACGACUUCAUUUGGGCAAUCAAAGAAAUUAUAUCACUUCCCCAAGGGUUCAAGAAAAGGAUGAAAGAAAAUCGAAAAGGGUUGAUAAUAAAGGGUUGGGUGCCACAACUGUUGAUUCAUGACCAUGUUUCGGUUGGGGGAUUCAUAACUGAUCAUAUCGGUUGUAAUUCCAUGUUUGAAGAAAACUUUUCCAAGAGAGAUCCAAUUGUUGAAGAUGUGAAAAGCGACACGAUCAAGAAAGCAUUGGGAAGAAUAUUGAGUGCGGAAGAAAAGGGGAGAAAUGAGAAAGCAAGCUCGGAUACUGAAGUAAAAUGCAAAUGCAGCGGUUGA
Molecule: messenger RNA, 843 nt
Organism: Erigeron canadensis
Lineage: Eukaryota; Viridiplantae; Streptophyta; Magnoliopsida; Asterales; Asteraceae
Product: scopoletin glucosyltransferase-like
Molecular function (GO): UDP-glycosyltransferase activity
Source: RefSeq, a predicted model, not a curated record